Asterias rubens (European starfish) is the source of this 5235-nucleotide messenger RNA. RefSeq names its product glutamate-rich protein 3-like. The record is from RefSeq and is a predicted model, not a curated record. NCBI's taxonomy places the organism in Eukaryota, Metazoa, Echinodermata, Asteroidea, Forcipulatida, Asteriidae. Bases 39 to 4646 code for a protein of 1535 amino acids. The transcript has 12 exons.
GUGGAAAAUAGAUACUGUAUGUGGUCCUUCGUCCCAAAAUGGCCGUCUACAUGUACUCUUCCCUUUUCCCUGAGUCAUCGCGCAAUCCAUUCGGAAUUACUCCACCCACGCUGUGCACCAAGUGUGUCUAUCAUUACCGAAGGGCUGAGUCCAAUCAGAAUGGACGUGUCGAUCCAGUGGAACGACAGAGACUGAAAGUGGAGCUUAAGUCAUCUACUGAGCUACAAUGUAGGAAGAGAGAGAAACGGUGGAAUGGCAGGCUUUAUGUAACGGAUGCUAAGACUAAUCCUGGGCCAUUGGCCACCUACAGCAGCCUCCAGGAUAAACACCUGGUUGGCUACUUCAACAACUCCCGUAUGCGCCGUCACCUCCGACGCUCCGGACUCGUCACGCGCAAUGGCGAGAUCAUCACAGAGAAUUCGUUCCGUCUGAACAUGGCGCGCAAGGAGCAUCAGAAGCACGUCCGGGACCUGAUGGCCCAGGCUAUCGUUCACAAAGCCCUAGACAUGGAGAGACAUCGUCAGUCACAGAUUAAGAGGAAACUGGAGGAGAUAUCAAAGGUUGAGCUGGUUCAGCGAGUCAGGAGCACAAGAGGGCGUAAAGGGGAUGAGGAUAUCACACCAUACCUGUCUCCAAGAGCACCUGGGGCAAGACCCAAAUCUGCUAAGCAGGAACGUCCACGCUCAGUAGUAUCUGGCCAUAGACCGGCCACUGCCCCAUCAAAACAUGCAGGAGCAUCUAAAAAGAAGAGCUCAGUGUACGUUGACCAUGAAGGGUUCCCCGUACACAGAGACCAAGCCUGGGCGGAAACAGCCUCAGACUCAGAUGAAGAAAUCGACUCUCAGAAUCUACGGGAGCUGGACCCCUACAUCAUGAACAACAUCACCCUCAACAUGUCACCCGAGGAAAGACGAAGCAACUCCCCCUACAAAGUGGACCUGACUCUCCCCCCAGAGCCUAGACCUCCUACCCGGGCACCACCGGGGUCCAGGAAGACACCAAGGGUCUCAUCAUCACGGAGUGUCAUAACAAAGGAUGGACGCAGAAUCAGACCGAAGUCUAACAAGGGCUCCCUCUCUUUGCAUCGUAAGGAACCUGCUUACCCUCACGCCGCCCAGCAACAGACUCUCUGCGACGUCACAAUCAAAUACCGUGGCAGUAACCUGAAGCUGCAGUAUGAGAGACAGGACAAGCGAGAUGAGAUCGUCAUCAAUCAACAGCACUGUGGAGGAGGGAACCUUGUUGUGUUUCAUGGACUCGUUGAACCUGGAACCGAUCUGGUCUUUACAUCUCGACGUCACCGUGGCUACCCGUUCAGUCUGACUUUCUUCUUGAACCAGAUCCAGGUUCUGCGUCUCAGUGCAUGCUGCGAGUACAAAUAUGGCCCUGGGGUACUGCUAGGAGGGCGCAAGGGGCACUUCAAAUUUGGACGUGUCGACGGAGGUUCCCCAUGUUACAAAUGCAUGGUUGAAGCAGAGCUGGCACGCAGAGAACGCCAGCGCUACAAGGACACCCAGACUGAAGAGCCAAAACCAGAGCCAGAACCCGAACCAAUCCUGGAGAGUCAGGGCACCCAAAGUGACCCUCCACCUCCAGAGACAAGGGACCAGAACGAACAGGCCGAAGCUGAUGAAGAAACCAAGGAUGCAGAGGGUGGCUAUGACGAUGAAGACUUUGAAGAGGAAGAUGGAGCCCAAGCAGACUCUGAGAAAGAAGAUGCUUCAAAGACUGAAGAUAAGAACUCAGAUCAUUUCUUUUCCGGUCCGGAGUCAGAUACUGAGCAGAAGCAACCAGAUGAUGUAGACUAUGACGCAGACUCAGACUUUGAGGUGGAGUCAAAUCACGGGAAACAGAAAGAGGAAGAGAAAGAUGAGGAAAUCAAAGAAGAGGUCAAGGAAGAAGGAGAUGAGGAAGACGCUAAGAAGGAGGCUUCUGAAGAUGAGCCGAUUCAUUCUGAAAUAGAAGCAGAUGAGGACAGUAAAGAAGAUGAAGGUGCACCACAAGAGGUACUGAUGGAGGAGGAGGUACCUGAGGAGAAGGAAGAACCCAAAGUGAGGGAGGAAGAACAAGGUACCGAAGCUGGGCGUCAGAGCUCAGCCUUUGACAGUGAUUCAGAUAGUGAUGGAGAAGAUCACAACAAAGUGUUGUCGUCAAGCUCUUCUAGUUCCUCGGAGGAUGAGGCAGAUCAGAAAGCGCCAGCCACCAUCGUGACUUCUAGCUCAGAUUCUGAUUCGGAUGAUGAUGCAGCAGGCAGGAAGACUAAGAAGGUUGAGGAUGAUGUUAAAGAAGAGCAAAUACCAUCCAAGGAUGAGGAGCACGAUUUUGUUAGAGAGGAAGUGGAAGAUACUGACAAAGACGUCCAGGCCUCAGCAGAGGAAGCUAUAUCAGUAAAGGAUGAUGACGAGGAUACAAAUACUAAGAAGGUGAAGCAGGAGGACGACAUUAAAGAAGAGGAAAUACCACCCAAAGAUGAGGAAAAGGAUGUUCAAAGAGAGGAAGAGGAAGAUAAAAAUGCUGACAAAAUCCAGUCCUCUGCAGAGGAAACCAUCCCAGCUGAGGACGGGGAAGAGGUAGAGAGCAAAGAUGAAGAGAAAAAACCUGACUUACGGGCGCACCUUAAAGAUGUUGUAAACUUUGACGAUAGCGCUGACGAUGACGUGCAGGCAAAUCAAAAGAGGGACCAGCCGUUAUCUUCAACUGUAAAUCCUGAGGACACUAAGACAGACAAAGAGGCAGAUGAUGACAUCCAAGAGGAGAAUAACGCAACCAAAGAGAAACAGGAUGGAGACGACAAGGAGGAAUCCGAAAAAGAGGAGAAAACUUUUGGUGAUAAAAUAAAGUCCAUGUUCGGUUCAUCUGAUUCUGACUCCUCCUCCUCCGACUCUUCUUCUUCUUCAUCUUCUGAUUCAGACAGUGAGAGAAAAAAGAAGAACAAACACAGAAAGAAAAAGGGAGAAGCAAAGAAAGAAGAUACACAAGUCCAUGUUGAAACAAAAUCAGGCUCCGAUUCUAAAAAGGAAGAAAUUAAAGCUGAGAGCAAAGAAGAAGAUGCAAUAACUCAAGAUGACUCAAGUAAAGAGGAUGCGAGUACGCUCGCAGAAGUUGACCAUUCGGAAGAUGAAAAAGAGAAGACAGAGGAUGCCAUCAGUGCAGACGAGCAGCCAGAGACUGGUGCUACGAUGCAGAAGGAAGAGAAAGAAGAUAGGGAUGAGGAUUCUCAAUCGCAAUCUGAGAAAUUAGUAAUCGAUGAAGAAAACGAUAACGAUAAGGAUAAAGGUGAUACAGUCUCUCUUGGAAAAGAUUCAUUGUCGGAAAACAGGAACGAUGCUCAGACCAAGGAUGACACGGAGAUGCAAGACAGUGAUACUGAGAAAGAAGAUCAUCAAAAAUCUGAAGAGCCUGACCAGGAUGAGGCUUCGCAGUCUCAGUCUGAGAGAUUGGUUGACGAUGAAGAAAAAGAUGAUACAGCCUCUCUACAGAACGACGCAGCUUCGGAAAACGUAGAUGAUGGGGGUGUGCAGACCAAGGAUGAUGAGGAAAAGUCGGAGAGUGAUGUUGGUAGGUUGGCUCCUCAUGUUUUGAUCGAGGAGGCUACUUCAGAUGAGGAGCAGAAAGAGGACGAUCAAGAUGCGGACAACAGCACUAGUGUAGAUAAAGAGAACAAAAUAGAUGAAGAUGAUGAAAAGCAAACGACAGAUACAGAGAAGGAAGAUGUGCAUAGCAACAAGGAAGAGGACAACGAUGCUGGUAGUAAUGAAAAAGAAGCUGAUGAGGAACAACAUACAACGGAAGACGAGGGUGCAAUGGGGAAGGAAGAGGACUCUAAGGAGGAGGUUCAAGAGAAGGAGAACAGAGAGCAAAAUGAGGAGGUUGAAGCCAAACAAGAUGAGGUCAAGGAUGAGGAUAAGACUGAUGAAGGACCAAAGGAGGAAGUGAACCCCGAGGGUAGUCAGAGCUCUCGCUCAUCUGCCUCGGAAUCUGGAUCCAUUGCUACUGGUCUUGACAAGAAUUACAGAAUUUUAAAUCUCAAUGCUAAGAACAUGGAUGAGAGGAAAGCUGGGAAGCUGGCCAAAGCACUGAAAAAACACAAGUAUCGCAACUUGGAAUACCUACUGUUACGUGAAAACUCCCUGACUGAUACAGGUUUAGCAACAGUCAUCCGAUCCCUCAUUGAGAGGCACAAUGAGUCAACGAGUGCAGACAGCACCCUCAAGCUGACUCACAUGGACCUCGGCAACAGCGGCAUGGGUGAGGAGUCUGCAGCCGAGCUGGCCAGACUCUUGACCCUUGACACGCCAUUGCGUAAUCUCAACAUCAGCGAGAAUGAGCUUUCAACGGCCGCGUGGGCGUCCAUCAUCGACCAUAUCAAGCGUAACAAAUCGCUGGUCACAUUCAGCGCGGAGUAUGCGCACCUCAGCGACACUAGCUGCGUCAUGCUGAUGGAGGCGUUGUCCGAUCACGAGAAACUAGAGGAGCUGAACAUCGAGGGGAAUGGGCUUGGGGAGAGAGCCGGGAAGGCUGUGGCGCAGCUCGUUAAGGAUAACAGCAUCAUAAUCUCGGUGAACUUUGAACGAGAUAACUCUAUUUCGCCACAGAUCUUGGCUGAGGUAAAAGAGAUUUUGGAGACAGGGUCUUAUGUGCCUUAGGAAGUGCCUUAUUCAAUCCCUAUGUACCUGAAAAUUUCACUUCGUCUCACAGCAAAAAGAAAGAAAAAACAAGAUAAAGAUCUGCACCAUUUUGCCUAGUUACAUUACUUGUAAUUCAAGCUGUACUGCUAAAUUUGACAAGUUUUCUAUCCCAAAAUCAUCAACUUCAGAGAAUGUAGGGGCAGGAUUGAUAUUAUGUGCAAGAAAUUUAAAUUGGAACUUAAAUUUUAAUAAGUAGUAAUUUUGUGUGUGAACAUUUGUGUACUUAUUAUUUUUUUAAAUAACUUUUAUUCAAAAUUUUGUUCUGGAAGUGCCUGAUUAUGCUAGUGGUAAUGGAUUAUAAAUGGCAAACAUACUAAAGAUGUAGAAAUCUAAAACAAUGUGCCUUGGAAUAGUUGUACAUUUUCUACCUAAAUUUUGAUUGGCCGAAAAGCCAGAAUUUCUAAUGUACGCCAUCACCACUUAUAGUACAAAAUGAACCCAUUGUCUUGUACAGUACUGACCUUACUCUACCAACAUUAACUGGUAACUUAAAGGAACACAUUGCCUUGGAUCGGUCGAGUUGGUCUUUGAAAAGCGUUAGUAACCG